AUGGGGUUAGAAGGGACAUGGACUGCAGAGGGUGUCAGGUCCCCAAGCUCUAUUCUAGUCCGCAUCAUCACCUUGCAGGGCAUGGAAAUAGACAGACGGUUGGAAAAAAAACUGAAGAUCACACAAAAGGAGAGGAAAUCCAAAUCUCCUCCCAAAGUGCCCAUUGUGAUUCAGGACGAUAGCCUUCCCGCGGGGCCCCCUCCACAGAUCCGCAUCCUCAAGAGGCCCACCAGCAACGGUGUGGUCAGCAGCCCCAACUCCACCAGCAGGCCAGCCCUUCCGGUCAAGUCCCUAGCACAGCGGGAGGCGGAGUACGCCGAGGCCCGCAAGCGCAUCCUGGGCAGCGCCAGCCCUGAGGAGGAGCAGGAGAAACCCAUCCUCGACAGGCCAACCAGGAUCUCCCAACCCGAAGACAGCAGGCAGCCCAAUAAUGUGAUCAGACAGCCUUUGGGUCCUGAUGGGUCACAAGGCUUCAAACAGCGCAGAUAAAUGCUGGCAGGAAAGGAUGCCGCCGCUGCCACCAUCACCGCCUCCUGGGUCGUCUGCUGCGGGUUGCACUGCCGUAGCUGACAGCUGGACUUGAGCAGAGGGAACGACCUGACUUACUUGCACUGUGAUCCCCUUGCUCCGCCCACUGUGACCUUGAACCCCAUGCACUGUGACCUCCCCCCUUUUCUCCCUUCCCACUGUGAUUGGCACGUCGACAAGGGCUGUCCCAAGUCAAAUGGAAAGGGAAAGGGUGGGAGUUAGGGGAGGGUUGGGAGGACCCACCAAGGACUCAGAGUAGAGAGUCAGUGCCACUUGGCCACUUGGGGUAAAGCCAGUGCCAGCAAUAACAGUUUAUCAUGCUCAUUAAUUUGGGAUUUCAAACCACAAAUGAGAACUCCCACCUACCCAUUCAGCCCCAAGUGCAUGUCUUCAUCACUUAAAAAGUAAGUUCCAUUUCAAAAUAUCCUUUCUUUUUCCCCCCAUUUUUGUUUGUUUAUACAAAUAUUUGAUUUGCAAGAAAAGUGCAUGGGAGGGGUUUUAGCAGUUUAAUGAAUUUUUAAUUGAGAAAUGGUAGUUUGAUAGUCUACUUAAAAAGUGUUUCUGGGAAAUUCACUAGAAACAUUAACCAAUAGGAUUUUGGUGAGCUUAGCUUCUGUAUUCCUACUGCCACCCAGAAAAGGGGCAGGGCUCUGCAGCCCCCAGGACAGAUGAGCACCCCAUGCCUAUACCUCCCUCCCCCAGCUAAGUCCCAGGGCAUCUUGGCCUUGCCUGGAGCCUGGGCUAGCUCUAUAGGCUCAGAGAGCCUGGGGAGGGUGCCAACCCACCUCUAGUAUUUUGGGAGACAGGGAAAGUGAAAAGACUUCCCCUUCUCAUACCCCUCAGGGUGGUUCCCUACGAGCCAGGCCUACUACUUCUAGAAGAGAGCAGGAAGCAGGAGUGAGACUGCACUCCUGGGUGUAGACAUAAGGGAUGUGAGACUUGUUUGGUAUUGUGGCGUCAGCACAAGGAAGACCAGGAGAGAGUCUGAGAGUCUGGCUCUGGGACGUUGAGCCUUCUGCCUCGCAUGGUCAGAAAGUGGAUAGAUCUCCCACUCCAGCAAGGCUGGAACUCUUAAGGGUCUGUGGUGCUCCAUCUCCAUUGCUGGCCCCAGCUCAGUGACUAUAGCUGGUACAUUUCCUGUGUGAAAUCAGGACCUUGGGAGAAGACUAUCCUGAACAAAGUUGGAAAAAGAA
This is a messenger RNA of Carlito syrichta (Philippine tarsier), 1721 nucleotides long. RefSeq names its product SUZ RNA binding domain containing 1 (gene SZRD1). Lineage: Eukaryota; Metazoa; Chordata; Mammalia; Primates; Tarsiidae. Bases 1 to 489 code for a protein of 162 amino acids. The transcript has 4 exons. The record is from RefSeq and is a predicted model, not a curated record.